AUGCCCUCUUCCUCAAUAUUCCCUGACUUUGUUCUCGGCCACCCGAAGCACGAAAAGACUCGACUCUCAAAUGCCCCCAAGAGCAAGAAGCCGAAAGCACGGCCACCGAGGAGCAUCAGAGACAAGGUCCCGUUCUAUGGGAAACUACCAAAGUACACUGGGCCCUACGAGGUUGGCACCAUCGACCUCGAAGUCCCGGCGAGAGAGCCGCGGACCUUUUCCGACAUUACGCGCCAGAAGAUCCACGUGCUGGCUCUCGAAACCGUGCUGAUGACCAUCUACUACCCGGCUCACAUCAACGCGGGGGUCGAGGUGCAGACGUCUGCGGCAAAACAAAAGUUCCGACCAACAUGGCUCAGCAGACCCAGAGACCUCACCAGUCGUGGAUAUGCGAGGUUUGCCACCCUUCCGGAGCGACUCACCAUGCUAUGGUUCUUCUGCACGACUUGGUUUACAAAGCUGCCUGCGUACAAGAACGCCCGGAUAGCAGAUCACUGGCCGCAGCAUGGUCGGACUUCUACGCACCAUCACAAAACGACGCGGAUGAAGGGGGCUCCGCCGCCAGAUGGGCCUGAGAAGCCAAAGUUUCCUCUGAUAUUCUUCUCUCAUGGUCUGGGAGGCACCCGGACGGCCUAUUCCUCCGUCUGCGGGGAAUUUGCAAGCCACGGAUUCGUGGUGGUGGCGUUGGAGCAUAGAGACGGGAGUGGACCGCGGUCAAUCAUAAAUCACCCGGACCACGGGCCUGGGAGCCGGCAGGAACGAGAAAGAAAGGGCAACAUCGAGCAUCGGCCGGAGAACCUGGACCGGCCGUAUGACAUGGUGGACUUCGUGUUUCCCAAGCACGAUAAAUACGACACGACCCCUGGCCAUCGGGUGGACAAGGAGUUGCGGAGUGCACAGAUCGAUCUUCGGCUGGCCGAGAUCCAUGAAGCGUAUCUGAUUAUGCAGGACAUCUGUGCCGGAAAAGGUGCCGAUGUCGCGGCGAACAAUCUUCGGCUGAAAGGAGCAAUCGGCGCAUCCAAGGCGGGCCUCGACGGCAUCGACUGGUCCUACUGGACAGACCGCUUCCACUGCGAUUGUGUGACCAUGGUUGGCCAUUCGUUUGGCGCAACCACAACCGUAGAAUUGCUUCGACAGAAGACCGAGGAUCGGUUUCACUAUGUCACACAAGGGAUCGUCUAUGAUAUCUGGGGCAUGCCGGUUCGUCCAAACCCCAACCACCACAUCCAGGUGCCGCUGCUCGGCAUCAACUCGGAGGCUUUCAUGUACUGGGCCGACAACUUCAACGUGGCUCGCAAUAUAACCCAAGAGGCCCUCGACGCAGGUCAGCCUGCCUGGCUGCUCACCGUCCGGGGCACAGUGCAUAUCUCGCAGUCGGACUUUUGCAUUCUGUACCCACACAUCGCGAGUCUGGUGCUGAAGAUGACCGCAGAUCCAGUCCGAGCGAUCGACUUGAACCUCGACCUGUCGUUGGAUUUUUUGUCUCGUGUGAUGCCCUCGCACAUCUUGAAGCCUGACCAGCCGUUCUUGCGUACGCUUGCCGAGGGAAAGAAGCUCCUGGAUCUGCCUGUGCUCCAUGACCUGCCUAACGAACAUCAGCCGGAUGACAAGUGGAUGGCGAUCCGGCUCAAGAUUCAUCAUGAAGGAAUCAAGCGAAUCAUACCCAGAAGUAGGAAACGUUAUUGGGAAAAACUGCACAAGAUGGGGCAGGAAGAGGUCUGGGUGCACCUGGGUCCGGAGUGUGUGACAACUGGGACGUGUAGGACUUGUGCCAGUAGGGGGAAAAGCCAGAAGUCCGGUCAAGGUCCGGUCCAAAGCUCUGAAGAAGGCGAUGAAUGGAAGAGCCUUAGCGCUAAGUCUGAUGAGUGA
Messenger RNA from Capronia coronata CBS 617.96, 1869 nucleotides. RefSeq lists its product as uncharacterized. Gene Ontology annotation, molecular function: 1-alkyl-2-acetylglycerophosphocholine esterase activity. Lineage: Eukaryota; Fungi; Ascomycota; Eurotiomycetes; Chaetothyriales; Herpotrichiellaceae. The coding region runs from base 1 to 1869 and encodes 622 amino acids. The record is from RefSeq and is a predicted model, not a curated record. The transcript has a single exon.